GCAGCAGCUCAAAACAAAUAUACAUCUCUCUAUAUCUCUAAUCAAGGGAUGAUAUAUAUCAUGAAAAAGGGCUUCCAUUCUUCUGCUCUCCUCCUCCUCUUCCUCUUCCUUCUCUUAUCAUCUUCCACCCUCAGCAUUGCAAGAAACAUUGCAGCCAGUAAAGAGGUCGACCAAUUCGCUAAUGGGGAAUCGCAGAUCAAGGAAACAGAAUACCCAUCCGAUUUCGCUACUCUGCUGGGGGAGGAGCUCUGCAAAGGAUCGGGAAGUGGAGACGAAGAAGAAUGCUUGAUUAGAAGAAUAAUAUCAGAGGCUCACUUGGACUAUAUUUACACUCAACGCCAUAAACCUUGAGAGUUGAGUUUGAACCUUAAAAUUAGCAUUUUAAUCAGAUUCAAAUUUUAUGGCAUGCCUUCUAAUAUUAGUAGAGUUAAUCUAAUAUAUGUUGUGCAUUAAAUUAUAUAUAUGUACGUAUACGCGUAGUAUGUAUGUUAGUAGGUGUCUAAUUUCUCUAGCUAGAUUCCUUAGAUAUAUGUUCUGUAAUGCCCCAGAAUUUGAGGUAGCAGCUAAUCUAAUGUAGUCACAUUUGGUACGAUAAUAUAUAUAUAUAUAUAUAUGAAAGAAAGAUUACUAA
Messenger RNA from Punica granatum (pomegranate), 631 nucleotides. The record is from RefSeq and is a predicted model, not a curated record. Lineage: Eukaryota; Viridiplantae; Streptophyta; Magnoliopsida; Myrtales; Lythraceae.